Cercospora beticola is the source of this 879-nucleotide messenger RNA. The record is from RefSeq and is a predicted model, not a curated record. Lineage: Eukaryota; Fungi; Ascomycota; Dothideomycetes; Mycosphaerellales; Mycosphaerellaceae.
CGAGGAAGUGCUCCGGAGCUCAAUGGGCUAUCAACCCACCAAUAUGACGGUGCCGAUACUGGAGCGCGCCAAUCUGGGCAUGGGCUCGCCGCUGAUGCGUAUGCGCCUCAACGAUAAUCACACCACGACAUCCUUCCUCCAGCGCGUUGACAAGAAUAUGAUCACAAACGACGAGGGCCACGGAGGCGACUACCCAGCCCUGUACAUCACCAAAUUGUCGAUAUUUGCAUCAAGCCAAAGCAGUGGCGACCGAUCCGAGAUCUCAUGGAAUUCGACGGGAACGACAAAUAUGUGCAGCUGACACUGGAGAAAUCGGACGGAUACCACACCAACAAUCUCGCUCUCUUGGGACCAGACUACGACCACGAAGGCCUUCCAGACGCAUCCAAGAUCAGCUUGGUGAGGUCCUUCAUCAACGUCCAUGGCGAAGAAAAGAGCGUAUUCAUUCAGCUCACUCCACACUACGACCUGAAACACUCAGUCCUGCAAGACCGUCGAGCUGUGAUCGCUCAAACCAUGUGGAACGUGGUGAAUGGUGUUACUAUAGACCUUAAAAGCCCUCUGAUGUACAACUUCAACGCCCUGCCGGAGGACCAAAGUCCAAUGAUCUACUCUGCAGAAGAAGAGCGACUGGCUACAGACAAACUCGGGCCAAAACUCGAGAAGGACAAAGAGUGUGCCGACCGCUAGAUUGAGCAAUUUGGUGACAACAAGUAAGUGCCCAAACGAUGCUUGUGGAUGGAGGUUCCGGAAGUCGCCUCAAUAUGUCUAUGCCCACUUCGGCCUGCACGACAAGUGGCGAGCCGAGUCCAAGAUAAUUGCGUUCCUGCAGUAACACUUUUAGCAGAGCUGCCUAGGAUGGAUGCGUAGAUGGCUCUA